AUGUCUGAACAGCGGUCCAGCGAAACCCGCAUCAGGUCUCACAAGAGGAAUCCUGCGCACCGCAGACGCCGCGACCAUGGCGACUUUGACGAACGAUGGGGCGAUGAAGAGGUUGUCGAGGACGAAGAACAAGGCGCAGAAGAUUUUGUGGAACCCUCGUCAAAAAGGGUAAAACUUUCUGAUGGCUCGGCAUCACGUCGAUUGAGGAAUCAUACGCCUCCGGAAAUGGACGAAGAGAACGCGCAGAGGGAAAGAGACAAAGAUGCGAGAGAGCGAGAUGAAUUUGCGCAGCGGUUGGCAAAACGGGAUGAAGAGCGGGCAAAGAAGAUUGUGGAAGACAGGUCCGCCGCCAAAGACAGUGCAACUGCCCACCGAAGAGCGUUGGCCAACGACGCAGCGGCAAGGGAGGCAGCAAUGCCAGAUCUCCGAAUGCGCUCCAGGCAGGACUAUCUAAAGAAGAGAGAGGCAGAAAAACUGGCUCUGUUGCGCAAGCAAGUCGCCGAGGAACAAGCGGAACUCCGAGAUAACCCAGAUUUGUCAAGGCGAGAGAAGGAGGAAUUUGCGCGCAACAAGGAAAUUCUUCGCCUCGCUGAAGAGAGGCUGGCAAUUGACGAUCACCUCGACGGCUAUGCUCUUCCUGAGGACUACAUAACAGAAAAGGGCAAAAUUGACAAACGCAAAAAGGAACAAGCUUUGUACCAACGUUAUAUCGAUCGAGAUGAGGCCGGCAGAGAACGGUAUGUUACGGAGCAUGAAGAGUGGGAGAAAGAGCAGACCAGGAGGGCUGAAGCGCAGAUCAAAAGAGCCGAGUAUGUCGAUGAGGGCGACUACAAUUACGUCUUUGAUGAGAGCCAGCAAAUGAAGUUCAUAUUAUCAGACACUCUAGAAGGAGACAAAGGCAUGAGCAGGGAGCAGAGGGAGAUGCAGCAGAGGCUAAGCGCCGCAGAAGCAAAGGCCAAGAGCAUCGAAGAGACGAGAAAGAGCUUGCCCAUUUAUCAAUUCAGGGAUCAGAUCAUCCAGGCAGUCAAAGAUCAUCAAGUCCUCAUCAUUGUGGGUGAAACGGGAAGCGGAAAGACGACGCAGCUCCCGCAGUACCUCCAUGAAGCCGGCUUCACAAAAGGUGGCAUGAAGAUCGGGUGCACACAACCCCGCAGAGUAGCUGCUAUGUCAGUCGCCGCAAGAGUAGCGGAGGAAAUGGGUAAGCGUCUAGGAAACGAAGUCGGCUACGCUAUUCGAUUCGAGGACAACACCAGCGAGAAAACUGUUCUGAAGUAUAUGACGGACGGUAUGCUGCUGAGGGAACUUCUCACGGACCCUGAGUUGUCUCAGUAUUCGGCACUUAUGAUUGAUGAGGCGCACGAACGAACUGUGAGUACGGAUAUUGCAUGCGGGCUGCUGAAGGAUAUUGCUCGAGCGAGACCCGAUCUGAAACUCCUGAUAUCCUCCGCCACUAUGGAUGCGAGGAAGUUUCAGAAAUACUUCGACGAUGCACCGAUCUUCAACAUCCCUGGGAGGAGAUACGCGGUGGACGUACAUUAUACCGCACAACCAGAAGCCAACUAUCUGGCCGCAGCCAUUACCACCGUUUUCCAAAUUCACAUUACCCAAGGGGCUGGAGAUAUACUUGUGUUUCUAACCGGGCAGGAGGAAAUUGAAGCAAUGGAGGCGAGUCUACAAGAGACCGCUCGGAAGCUUGGGAGCAAAAUCAAGGAGAUGGUCAUCUGCCCCAUCUACGCCAACUUGCCAACAGAUCUACAAGCCAAGAUUUUUGAACCCACACCCCCAGGAGCAAGGAAGGUAGUCCUAGCCACCAAUAUUGCGGAAACAUCAUUGACUAUCGAUGGCAUCGUCUAUGUCAUCGAUCCAGGCUUCGUCAAAGAGAAUCAGUACAAUCCUCGGACUGGCAUGGAAUCUUUGGUCGUUGUCCCCUGUAGUCGGGCUUCAGCUGGUCAACGUGCUGGCCGUGCUGGUCGAGUUGGUCCGGGUAAAUGUUUUCGACUUUACACUGCUCAAGCUUAUAAGAAUGAACUCGACGAAAACACAACUCCGGAAAUACAGAGGACAAACCUUUCGGGCGUCAUUCUCCUGUUGAAAAGUCUUGGGAUCAACGACCUCCUCGACUUCGACUUCAUGGAUCCGCCUUCAACUGACACCAUUGUCCGUGCUGUAGAGCAACUGUACGCUCUCGGCGCUCUAAACAAUGCGGGCGAGCUGACUAAGAUCGGUCGUCAAAUGGCGGAGUUCCCUACGGACCCCAUGCUCGCACGAGCAAUCCUCGCAGCAGACAAAUAUGGAUGCGUAGAGGAAGUCCUCUCCAUCAUCGCAAUGCUAGGGGAAGCAUCAGCACUCUUCUUCCGACCCAAAGACAAGAAAAUUCACGCCGAUAGUGCCCGCGCCAGAUUCACCAACAAGGACGGUGGUGACCACCUUUCAUUACUUAACAUCUUCAAUGAAUGGGUUGAUUCCGACUACAGCUAUGUCUGGGCCAAGGAAAACUUUUUGCAGCAGCGAAGCUUGACCCGAGCGCGUGAUGUUCGAGAUCAACUUGCUAGGCUAUGCGACCGGGUCGAGGUUGACGCCAGCAAGACCUCUGGCGGCGCAUCAAACAUUGAACCGAUCCAGAAAGCCAUCACUGCGGGCUUCUUCCCUCACUCAGCUCGACUCCAGCGGGACGGCCAGAGUUACCGGACGGUCAAGAACGGGCAAGUCGUCUAUAUCCAUCCCUCAAGCGUCCUAAUAGAGAGUCGGCCAAAGUGGGUGAUCUAUCAUGAACUAGUGUUGACAAGCAAAGAGUACAUGCGCAGUUGCAUGCCCUUGAAGCCGGAAUGGUUGAUUGAAGUGGCGCCACAUUAUUACAAGAAGCAGGAUUUGGAAAGCCUGGGCGUGGAGAGAAAAGUGCCCAGAGGCGAAGGGAAGGCUCAAAGUAAGAUAUGA
Molecule: messenger RNA, 2934 nt
Organism: Cladophialophora psammophila CBS 110553
Lineage: Eukaryota; Fungi; Ascomycota; Eurotiomycetes; Chaetothyriales; Herpotrichiellaceae
Product: adenosinetriphosphatase
Exons: 1
Coding region: 1-2934 (977 amino acids)
Cellular component (GO): intracellular anatomical structure; catalytic step 2 spliceosome
Molecular function (GO): ATP binding; RNA binding
Source: RefSeq, a predicted model, not a curated record